Molecule: messenger RNA, 6534 nt
Organism: Esox lucius (northern pike)
Lineage: Eukaryota; Metazoa; Chordata; Actinopteri; Esociformes; Esocidae
Gene: npas2
Product: neuronal PAS domain protein 2
Exons: 22
Coding region: 454-3093 (879 amino acids)
Biological process (GO): circadian regulation of gene expression; regulation of transcription by RNA polymerase II
Cellular component (GO): cytoplasm; nucleus; CLOCK-BMAL transcription complex
Molecular function (GO): RNA polymerase II cis-regulatory region sequence-specific DNA binding; DNA-binding transcription factor activity, RNA polymerase II-specific; protein dimerization activity
Source: RefSeq, a predicted model, not a curated record
CCCUGUUCAGAGCGCUUCAGUCCUGUUUACAAGGGAUAGCCAAUGAAAGAUGUUCACUACAGGGAAAAUAAAAUAAAUCGCGCAUUGAACUGAAACCGAUUACUCUCGAAAUAUUGUGUAGCGUAUGUAUUGAAUAAGGAUGUAACUUCAACUGCAUUUCGAAUAAAUCUUUCACAACGUUUGUAUGCAAAGUUAUGGUCUGUUCGCGAUGUGUUUGUUGUAGGAUACAUGGCUCAGAGUUGCCCAGUGAACUGGGCUAUGUUGGAAAAAUAGAGCAACCCUAUGGAUCUUUACACAUUUAUUUGUCAAGGUUUCUGUUUCUGUGGCAGGCUCAAAGACGAAGAGGUAAGCAGCAGCAGGUGAUCACUAGCUUCUUCCAGGAGGUUUCAGCAGAGUGUCGCGGAUGGGUUACAUCAGACGUCAGAUAGGGCCUGGCUGGGAGAGGGAGUGAGUAUGGACAACCUUUCUGACUUUGGAUCUCUAUGUCCAUCCAGCCGGAGGGAAUGGGACACAAGCAGCUGUGUGGAUGAUUUGAUGGAUGAAGAGGAGAAAGACAGGGCAAAAAGGGCGUCUCGUAACAAAUCGGAAAAGAAAAGAAGAGACCAAUUCAAUGUGCUCAUCAAGGAGCUAUGUACCAUGCUGCAGGGCCAAGGCCAUCCACGCAAGAUGGACAAGUCCACUAUACUCCAGAGAACGAUCAACUUCCUGCAGAAACAGAAAGAAAUCACAUCACAGACAGAGUCAUGUGAGAACCGGCAAGACUGGAAGCCUUCGUUCCUCAGUAAUGAGGAGUUUACCCAGUUGAUGCUGGAGGCUUUAGAUGGUUUCCUCAUUGCAAUAACAACGGAUGGAAACAUUAUAUAUGUGUCCGACAGUGUGUCUUCACUAACUGGUCAUUUACCGUCAGAUAUGGUGGACCAAAACAUCUUGAACUUCCUCCCUGAGUGCGAGCAUGGGGAGGUCUAUAAGCUGCUGUCAUCCCACAUAAUGAUGUCUGACCCUGUCUCAGCCAACUUCCUGGAGAAUGAGACACGUAUUGAGUUCUGCUGUCAUUUAGCGAGAGGAAACAUGAACCCAAAGGAACCUCCUACAUAUGAGUAUGUCAAAUUUGUUGGAGAUUUCAAGUUUCAUAACAAUGUGCCUACAUCCUUUUGUAACGGGUAUGAUUUGACAUUACCAAGAACCCUGCAGUCGUCGCUGGAAGAGCAGGUCUGCCUUGUUGCCACCGUACGAUUAGUCACUCCGCAGUUUUUAAAGGACUUGUGUAAUAUUGAAGAUCCAUGCGAUGAAUUCACAUCUAGACACAGCCUUGAAUGGAAGUUCCUGUUCUUAGACCACAGGGCUUCACCAAUCAUUGGCUACUUGCCUUUUGAAGUUCUUGGGACUUCUGGCUAUGAUUACUAUCAUGUCGAUGACUUGGAGCUUAUAGCGCAGUGUCAUAAGCAAUUAAUGCAGUUUGGGAAGGGUAAAUCCUGCUACUAUCGGUUUCUGACCAAGGGCCAGCAGUGGAUCUGGCUUCAGACACAUUACUACAUUACUUACCACCAGUGGAACUCCAAGCCAGAGUUCAUAGUGUGCACCCAUAUAGUUGUCAGUUACGCAGAGGUGCGAGCAGAGAGGAGGAGAGAGUUUGGCUUGGAGGAGACGUCACCUGAGUUGGCAACUUCAUCCUCCAUUAAGACUCCGGAUGUGUACCUGGACAUCUGCCCCAGUCUGGAUCCUCCCGCAGGGGACCAGAUUAGCAGGGCAUGCUCAGUGUCCUCCCAAAGCUCCCGGAAAUCCUCCCACACGGCCCUGUCUGACUCAGCGUCAGCCAACUCUUCUAUGCGCUACACAGAAGCUUGCACGCCCUCACAGCAGUCUGCAUCCAUCACUGGGAUGGAGAACAGUUCUGCCAGACUCGCACCUACUAAAAAGACUUUGAUACAGAAGCGAAACUCUUUUGAUCUUGUUCCCCAAUUGAGUCUCCCCCUUUCUCCUACCUGCAGCCAGCACUCCUCAAUGUCACAACAACAACAACAACAACAGCCACAGCAGUCCAUGUACCAGGAGCCACAGCCCCCUGCUCCUCAUAUGGGUGUCAUGCACCAGCUGAAGGAACAGCUGGAGGAAAGGACACGCAUCCUGCAGAUGGACAUCAAGACUCAGCAGCAGGAGCUGCAUGACAUCAAGGAGAAGCUGCAACUGGCUAACCUCCAGAUGUUGUUACAGCAGCCCAUCCACAGUGAUUUUAGCCAGGUCCUACGGCAGCCACAGCUCCAGCAGCAGGGUCCAGGGAGGCCGGCCCAGCAGCAGGCCCAGUCUGGGGUGAUCAGGCAAGCCUCGAACCACUCCAAACAGCCUCUCCAUGGAGGCCGCGGCUCGUCCCCUCACUCUGUCCUCAGAGAGCACAGCAAACCCUCCCCUCAGGUACAGCAGAGGUUGGUAAGGAGCGCAGGUGGGCAGAUACAGACUGUCAGUUUCCCUGUGCAGACCCAAACCAGCCUGAACACGCCCUUCUACAGCAACCCCAUGAUGUUCUCUCAGCAGACGAAUGCACAGCCCCUGCAAGAUACAAACCAAAGACACACAGAUACUGAGUUCAGCCAAGAGGGACAAAUACGAAUGCUGCUCAACCAGCCAAUGCAGACCCUCAUACCUGAUUGCAGCGUUAGCUCCCAGACUUUCCAGUGCAACACAGCCAUCCAGCAAACCAAAUACACCCUGGACCAGCAGAUGAUGACCCCGUCAUUCCCCAUGCAGCAAGUGAACUGCAACGCUGUCCUGGUCCCCUCUCCCGUUUUCACGUCCCCCAUCAUGAUCCCUCACAACAGCUUUAUCACACCCCAGCCCCAGCCCACCUACCAUGCUCAGCAGCAGGCCAGCCAACACUCUCUGCAGCUGCAGCAGUCCCAUCAGUUCUUUCAGAUGCAGCCCCAAGGACUCUUACACAGUGGACCUACUCAGGCUUUUUUCCAAACCACUAAUAUUCCACAGCAAGGUACUGUGGGUUACAUUCAGCAACCACAGCCCCAGCAACAGCAGCGACAACACCACCAUUCCCACAACCAGACUGGCAGCCUUUCAGACUUUAGAAAUAUGCUCACUCGUUAGCAUCAAGGACUCUGACACAACAGUGAGAUAUCCCCUGGAACCUAUUGUCACAGGUGGCAGACACAGAGGCAUACUUGAAACCAAGCUGUGCUGUGUCCUCUGCUGUUUAAACUAGCCAAUUUGGCUUUGUUUCCACAGCAAGAAAGUAAAUGAAAAUAUGGUUGUGGUGACCUUGGGAGCCACCGUUUUCCGACAAAGCUGUUUUUGUACCCUAUACUGUGGUGAACCACAGGCGGAAGCUGCUUCGACAGGGGAUGCCCCCAAGGUGAAGGCUCGACCAGAAAUGGAAACUGAGUCCUUGGGCAAAAGGGCUGCGCUUCACUGCACCACCAUAUAUUUCCUGCGUCACGGAGCUAAUGGGACUAAUUCGUCACAUUUCAUCGUGACACUGCUGGACAGAGAAAAGUAAUCAAAAGGUAAACAGUGCUGUGAUUUUUAUAAAGGUGUUCAGCAAAAAAAACAAGGUAAUCAUUGUGCAGUCUCGUUGUGUCCGUCUGUACUGUGUUCAGACCAUCUGUCCAUCACUACACAUAGUAAGCAUUCGCUUCUUCAAAGUUGCAUCUUCAUUUUCCUCAUGUGUCUAUGACUUAUGAUUUUGUAAUGCAGUUGUUGCAUACAUUAUAUAUUUUUUCAUAUAUAAGAAGACCGUUAUGAAACAGUAGUUUUAUAAACCUAAUGAAAAUCUAAAUAUUCCCUAGGAAAAGGAUAAAAAGGUUUGAUUUUGAUGUUGGACAUCAGCUGUUUCUUCUUCAAAGUUUGAGGCAGUCUCCCUUAAGCAUACUGUAGUUGAUAUAAUUUUUAACCCCUAAAUUCUGUUCUUUGUUUGACAUAUUUUUGAUGAUUAAAACAUCAACUAGAACAAUGUCCUUAUAUUGCUUUAGAAUUAAAUAUUUAAUUAAUUGUAAAAAAAACAACAAAAUGAUUAAAGAAUGACAAUCUUUUCAUUAAAAAAAUCAUUAAAACCAUACUGCAUUUUGUUCAUCCAAACUUUAAUGUUGUUUUCAAAGUGAAUGUACUGUAAGGUAACCUUCUUACGUAUUGCUGUUAUACCAAGUGCGUUAUUCUUUUCACUGGCAUUUAACGAAGAUGGGACAAUAAGAUCUUAAUGCCUUUAUCAGCUCACAAUCAUAAAGUAACAUACAGCUAAGUAACAGUAGUUUAUUUCCCAAAUCACCCCAGGAAUAUUUAUAAAUAUCACCCCAGGACAAUUCAUAAAUAUCCAUAAUAUUCUUAAAUGUAACAAAUGCUGCAAUGAUUGGAAGGACGUCACUAAUACAGUUUAUGGUAGUUAUCAUACAAUGAUUAUUUAGGCUUUAUAACAUAACAUAACAUCUUUUUUUCUCAGGUUAUUUGUGGAAAGAAUAUUCUCAGUAUUAAACUACCAACUUGUACUUUUCAUAAUUUGCGGGUUACCGUUUUGUUGUUUAUAAAGUAGACGGUUAAUCUGCAGGUUAGCGGAUAUGUUUUUUUAUAUUAUUUGUGGAGUAGAGCCACAAAAUACAUUCUAAUGUAACUUUUCAAAUACUACAUUAUUCUUGUUUUUUACACAAGUUAUAUAUGUUUUCCCCAAAUAAUUACAACAGUAGGUAACUGAUUUGAGUUACCGCACAUUCUUAAAAUAUUGUACUAUAUCAGAUGAAAACCUCUACAGAACUUUAUACAAACAUGCUUAACUGCCUCAAUUUACAUUAGUCACUGGCUAACACAAAAUGGAACAACAUAUUGGAAUUCGACAUAAAGUGAAAUUUGCAACGCAUUGUGGAGUACAUUUUCAAUUGUACAAUGUUAAGACAAUCUUUAAAUUCUCCACAUAGAAUAUUGACUCACUGUCACUUCAUCUGUCACUGUCAAUAAAAAAGGCUAGCGCUUCAUUUUGGUUGAAAAGAUCAAAGUUGUUGAAUUAUUCCAUUAUUUACAUUUUUACCCUUUAUUAUGUGCAAUGUUAAUUUAAAAAGAUAAUGUUUAAUAGUUGAAAUUAUGUUUCUAGCUAGGUAUGUGCUCAUGUAAAAAAAGAGAUACUAAAUACUACAUUGGUUAAUGGUAUACACCUAUGUGAAUUAAAUGGAAAUAUUUUUGUAUGAAGAUAUCUUUAACAUUCCUUCAACCAUAAAUAUCAGCAGUACCUUUAGCAAGGUAGAGCUUGCCUCUGCUAAAGCUUUUUUUUUUUAGAAUUUCUAAUCCACACUAAAGACUCAGGUCAACUCAUCUCAGAGUGAUGCUGCCAUUAGGGAAGGAGCCCAUUCUAGAUUGAGUUAAACUUAUGUUGGCCUCCUGCUGGGGUCAGCCUAAUGUAAACAUUGUUGUGACAUGAGCCACACAUUGUUUAAACAUAACUGGGUCAUUUUGCUAUUACUCACAACAGUGACCCUGGGUAAGACACAUAAUUGCAGAUUUCAGAGCAACUUUCAGCUAUACAAGUAUUUUUAUUAUUAUUUUCUUAGACAACCUUCGUGAUUAAAUAACCAAUUAUUUUAAAAUCCUGUUGGUUGAUUGUCAGCAUAAUGUCUCACUGGGUUGGCCUCCACUCAACCAUAUCAUUUGGGGUAAAACUCAGUUAUUGGUUCAAUGUGCUCAGUGCCUGAUGAUAUGGUAAAUUGUAUUUUGAUAGUUGCAGGAACAUGUAUGUUUUAUUAAAAAUGUGUUCUCUAACUGAGUCGCCCUCAAUCAUAUAUGAGGAAUUUCAUUAAAUGUCCCAAUUUUCUACUUUUUGAGGUGAUGCCAAUAGCCAUUGUCAGUUUGCUGUGUAUUACUACAGGUUCUACCAUUGUUCAAGUUUACCGGUGUGAGUGUUUGUUAAUUGUGACUGCUAUGCUAGAUGAAAAGGUACUUUGUCUCAUUUUGAUUCUGUUAAAUCUUUCUCCCCUGCAGUAGAAUAUGCACUUUUUGUUUCAGUUCACACUAUAUUGUUAUGUUCAUAAAGUGUCAUUCUUUUAAAAGGCAUCAUGUGACCUUGUUUUUUUCCUUUUCUGUGAACUUUUGAUGUGACUGGUUAUCCUUGCAGUAUAUAGGAUGGAGAGUAAUUUAAUGCAUACUGUAUAGCAUCUGCCAGAAAAACACAAGACAGACAGAAACAGAACCUGGUACAUAACAGCCAUUUCUGCCUUUGUAUUGCAGAAAACUCAGUGAAAAUAUUGUAUUAUAGAAUGUAAUUGUUUCAAUUAUAUAGUUCUUUAUUUUAUAAAAUAUUAAAUAGAUUGAAUAAAUUAUAUACGGUAUGUAUACAUAAUGUUACAUGCUUUUAAAGUAAAACCAACAGAAGUAUUUUGUAACAGAUUAUUGAAGUGUCUUAUUGGGGAAGGUAAGGUUUUUCUUUUCAGUUCAGCAAGUUGGUGUUGCACAGUUGAAGAUAUUGUUUGGCUUGUUUUUUCUCUGUAUAUACCAUCAAAAAUAUGUUUUUAACAUUGUUAAUAUUGUUUUCAAAUAAAUUAAUUAAAAAGUUUA